UACUGACACAUAAUAUAAUAUCAUGGAGGAGUACUUGGCUACUGACCAAGUCUCCAUUACACAUUCAAUGCCAUUGCCGGUAAGUCUCAAACUAAAAGAAAUUCUGCUCGAAACAGAGAUGAAAGGCCUUGGCCUUGGCCUUACCCUUCUUUUCUGCUUAUGUUUCUCUUCUUCUUUCACAAAAUCCUUGGCAGCAGACACCAUAGCAGCAAACCAAAACAUCACUGAUGGGGAGACCAUUGUAUCAAGUGGUGGAAACUAUGGAAUGGGGUUUUUCAGCCCUGGAAAUUCCACACAGCGAUACUUGGGAAUAUGGUACAACAGGAUAUCUAAAGGAAGAGUUGUUUGGGUUGCCAACAGAGAAAAACCGAUCGCUGAUAAAUCCGGAGUUUUCAAGGUCGAUGAAAGGGGAAUCCUCAUGCUUUACAAUCAGAACAGCAGUGUUAUUUGGUCUUCCAACAUAUCAAGGCAAGCUCGAAACCCUGUUGCGCAGCUUUUGGAAACAGGAAACCUUGCUGUCAGAAAUCUAGAUGAUCCAAGCCCGGAAAACUUCUUUUGGCAAAGUUUCCACCAUCCGGGGAAUACAUUUCUACCAGGAAUGAAAGUUGGACGUAUAGCUUCAGGCUUGGAUGUGAUCAUAUCGUCGUGGAAGAGCACAGAUGAUCCUUCUCCAGGUGAUUAUACUUUUGAGGUAGACCCCAUGCGUUUAGAGUUGGUUGUCAAUCAUAAUUCAAAUUUGAAGUCUCGUUCGGGGCCAUGGAAUGGCAUCGGGUUUAGCGGUCUGCCUUAUUUGAAACCAGAUCCAAUUUAUAACUAUACCUUUGUUUUUAAUGACAAGGAGGCAUACUUCACUUUUGAUCUGCAUAAUAUUUCUGUUAUUACAACAUUGGUUUUGUCUGAGGAAGGUAUCAUGAAUCGGCUUACUUGGAUUGAUCGAACUAAUAGUUGGAUUGUGUACGCGAGCGCACCCGCGGACAACUGCGAUAAUUAUAAUUUAUGUGGUGCUUAUGGAAGGUGUAACAUUGGCACUUCUCCUGCAUGCAGUUGUUUGGACAGAUUCAUGCCGGGAAACCAAGAACAGUGGCAAAGGGCAGAUUGGUCUGGUGGAUGUGUUCGAAGGAUGCCAUUGGAUUGCAAGAAUGGAGAUGGAUUCAUCAAGUAUUCCAACGUUAAAGUGCCACAAGCGAAUAAUUGGAUGGUUAAUAUAAGCAUGACCACGGAAGAAUGCAGGACGGAAUGCUUGAAGAAUUGUUCUUGCAUGGCUUAUGCCAAUUCAGAUGUAAUAGCAAAAAGUGGAUGCUUUCUCUGGUUUGAUGAACACCUGAUUGAUAUCAGACAGUAUACAGAUGAUGGGCAGGAUCUUUACAUUAGGAUGGCUUCCUCUGAAGCAGCUGCUGCAAAUCAAGGUCAAGGGGGCUCCAAAUGGAAUAACAAAGCUGCUGUUAUAUUGGGUUCAGUAUUGGCACCAUUGCUCGUCGUAUGCUUGGGCAUAUGUUUGCUCAUACGGAAGAAAAAGAUGGAACAAAACAAAUAUAAUAGCAGUCAUGGGAGGUCAAGGAAGGAGCGGAUUCCAGAAGAUGAUUUCACAAUACCUUACCAGGAGGAGGAUCUUGAUCUACCACACUAUGACUUGAAUACAAUAGCUAUUGCUACCAAUGGCUUCUCAUUCAGCAAUUUGCUUGGGGAGGGUGGAUUUGGACCGGUUUAUAAGGGUGUGUUUAAAGAUGGCCAAGAAGUAGCUGUGAAGAGGCUUUCCAAGGAAUCCAAACAAGGGCUUAAUGAGUUCAUGAAUGAAGUUAAAUGCAUUGCGCAACUUCAGCAUCGAAACCUUGUAAAGCUGCUAGGAUAUUGCGUUCAACUAGAUGAGAAGAUUUUGAUUUAUGAAUAUAUGCCCAAGAAAAGCCUAGACUUCUACAUAAAUGAUAAAAAGCAAAGCAAGGCCCUGGAUUGGACUAAGAGGUUCCAUAUCAUCAUUGGCAUAUCAAGAGGACUACUUUAUCUUCAUCAAGACUCCAGAUUAAGAAUCAUUCAUCGAGACCUUAAACCGAGCAACAUUUUGCUAGAUGAAGAGAUGAAUCCUAAAAUCUCAGACUUUGGCAUGGCUAGAAGUUUCGGAGGGAAUGAAAUAGAAGCAAAUACAAAAAGAGUAGUUGGAACAUAUGGUUAUAUGUCGCCGGAGUAUGCAAUUGAUGGUCUAUUCUCGAUAAAAUCAGAUGUGUUUAGCUUUGGUGUUUUGGUGUUAGAGAUUAUAAGUGGGAAAAGAAAUAGGGGAUUUCAUCAUUCAGGACAUCAACUCAACCUUCUUGGUCAUGCAUGGAAAUUGUUCAAAGAGGGAAGAGCUUUGGAGCUAGUCGAUGAUUUGAUAGUGGAAACCUGUAAUCAAAAUGAAGUGAUGAGGUCCAUCCAUAUUGGUCUGUUAUGCGUUCAACAUUCCCCAGGAGAUAGGCCAAGUAUGUCAACAGUGGUACUAAUGCUAAGUGGUGAAGGGACACUAGCUCAACCAAACGAGCCAGGUUUUUACAUAGAAAGAAAGUUGAUUGAUGCAAAUUCUUCAUCAAGCAAGCAAGAAUCUUGCUCUGUCAAUGAAGUUAGUGUCACAUUAAUUGAUGCUAGAUAAGCAAAAAUUCAUGUCAAAGUUUAGACAUUUUCAAGAGCUUUGAAUCUUUUAGGGGUGGGAAUAUGGUCAUGGUUGGCUUUAGGCAGUAAAAUUUAUUUCUAUCCUUUCAUAUUUCAAGGAUACAGUUUUGAGGAAUUCAAAGAGAAAGGAUAAAUUACAUUUGAUUGU
This is a messenger RNA of Populus euphratica (Euphrates poplar), 2785 nucleotides long. RefSeq names its product G-type lectin S-receptor-like serine/threonine-protein kinase At4g27290. The transcript has 7 exons. Gene Ontology annotation, biological process: protein phosphorylation; recognition of pollen. The record is from RefSeq and is a predicted model, not a curated record. Lineage: Eukaryota; Viridiplantae; Streptophyta; Magnoliopsida; Malpighiales; Salicaceae. The coding region runs from base 23 to 2617 and encodes 864 amino acids. Gene Ontology annotation, molecular function: ATP binding; protein serine/threonine kinase activity.